AUGUUGUGGUCUCGAUACACCCUCAUCGGUGCAAUUGCCGCUGCUUUGGGCGGAAGCACUGGCGUCGGUGCAUCAGCCCAGUGGGAGGUGUACGCGAAAAGACAGGAACCCGCUGAAUCCGACCUAGUGGCCACUACAUUGGAAUCUCCCACUACGGCAGCGACUAUAGACGGCUCCAUGACCGCGAUGACUUCGACUGCAGCGGAGACCGCGACGAUAACAACUUCUAAUGCUGCCACGGAAUCCACUUCGGAAACCGCAGCAGCGACGCCCACACAAUCCGUCCCCGCAGCACAACCUACGGAUAGUGAUGUGAAGGCGUGUCAUGCCGAUACCGAGAGUGCCAUAUACCCGUUCUGCGAGCCAACCAACGGGCAAGAAGUCUACGUCGACGAAUCCUAUUAUGUGACAUGGGACGUCGAUGCCUUUAAAAUCAACUCCACCGUCCAAAUCAACCUUGACUAUGUCAACACAACCCAAAACGAAGGCAGAUCAGCCUACGCCUCCGACCGGAUCCCCAACAAAAUCGGGUUCGUGACGCUUCAAAUGGACAAAAUCUGGCUCCGCGACGAAUCACGCAAUAACCUGACCCUAUAUCUCCUGAAUUACGAUUUAGCUACCGAAGAUCACAGCAUCAAGAAAGCUGGCCCCAUGAUUUCCCUCACCAAAAAGCCAGUUCAGCAUUACCCCCCGCCCCCGCCAUCCAAGCCUAAUAAAUUGGGCCUCGCGGUCGGCCUACCAAUCUCUUUAGCCGUCGUCUUCAUCAUCGCCUGCGGACUGUGCAUUGGGAUGCGCAAGCACCGCCGCAUCGGGCUAGGCAGCAUCAUGGGCCGUCGCAACAGAGGGUACGGCGGCGCCAAAUCGAAAAUCGAAAGACUCGGCCGGGGCCGACGCCGAGAUCGGUCGAUUCGAAUGGACGAUCUGGAGGACGCGGACCGGUAUAUGGACAAUCCGCACGAGCGAGCGGAUACGGAUAGGUUCAACGAGGUUGAGAGAUCUCAAGGAAAUGCUUUUAGAACGGAACUUCCGAAGCUGAAGACUUGGAGGUAG
This is a messenger RNA of Uncinocarpus reesii 1704, 1050 nucleotides long. RefSeq lists its product as uncharacterized. The record is from RefSeq and is a predicted model, not a curated record. NCBI's taxonomy places the organism in Eukaryota, Fungi, Ascomycota, Eurotiomycetes, Onygenales, Onygenaceae. The coding region runs from base 1 to 1050 and encodes 349 amino acids. The transcript is spliced from 3 exons.